AUGAAAUCAGUGAUAUUUAAUCAAAGUGACUAAUGGAAGGUAAAUAAAUAUACUUAAUAAUUAGUUAGAAUUGAUCUUUACUUCAUCUAUGGAUGAAUAUGUUCAAAUUGGAGAUUCAUUGCCGAUAUUUAGGAGAAAUAUGAAGAGGUGUGGUAUUAGGAAGUAACUGAAAGAAAUAAGUUGA
Messenger RNA from Paramecium octaurelia, 184 nucleotides. The record is from the annotation of a GenBank genome assembly. NCBI's taxonomy places the organism in Eukaryota, Ciliophora, Oligohymenophorea, Peniculida, Parameciidae.